AAAAAUUACAAUUUUAAUACAAUUCCCAGUUAUUUUUUCUCAAACCAUUUUUGACAUAAAGCGCUACAGUUCCUUGAAUGCACCGCCUACAGUAACAAGUACGAUACAAGUAAAUAUAUAGGUGGGUCAAAGAAAAUCUUACAAAAAAUAUCUAAAAUGGAGUAGUUUAACCGUGAAAAAAAGAGUUUUCCUGAACCACCAAAUCUGGCUCUUUUUGUACGUAAAACCUAGCAAGGAAUUUUCAGAGUCUGUGGCAACACCGGCAAAUGUGCAAGCACGAAAAUGCACGAAUAGUAAUCAAUGAGAGGUGAAAAAUGUAUGUCUAGAAAAGUAUGUAUUUAUAUUUUUCAAGUGAUAAAUAGCCCCAUAAAACUUGGGACAACCCACCAGAUAGAUAAGGUUUUAAUGUGACUGUGCAUAAAAAUGCUAGAUUUACUAUAAAAGUAUCAGAAAUACAAGAAGAACACAAAACUGUCAAAAUGAGUGCCAGCCACGGGCUUUCCAAGUUAAAAAAGAAACAUUUCCGAGUGAAACACCAAAAAGUGAAGUUGUUCAGAGCGAAUGAACCGUUCUUGUCAGUCUUCAUGUGGGGCAUUAAUCACACGAUCAACGAAUUGAUGCAUGUCACUAUUCCGGUAAUGCUCCUCCCAGAUGAUUUUAGAGCAUACUCCAAAGUUAAAGUGGAUAACCAUCUCUUCAACAAGGAAAAUAUGCCAUCACAUUUUAAAGUAAAGGAAUACUGCCCAAUGGUAUUUAGAAACAUCAGGGAGAGGUUUGGUAUUGAUGAUUUGGACUAUAAGGAAUCAUUAACAAGAUCACAACCUCUCCCAGACGAAUCCUCUGGAAAAAGUGGAGCAAAGUUCUACCUAAGCUACGAUAAAAUAUUCAUCAUAAAAACACUCACAUCAGAGGAAGUGGAAAGAAUGCAUUCUUUCCUAAAACAUUACCAUCCUUAUAUUGUUGAGAGGCAUGGAAAAACAUUGCUCCCGCAAUACCUAGGCAUGUAUCGAUUGACUGUCGACAAUGUAGAGCAUUACAUAGUUGUCAGUAGAAACGUAUUUUCCAAUCAUUUGAGCACGCAUAGGAAAUUCGAUUUGAAAGGAUCUACUGUGGAUAGAGAGGCUUCAGAGAAAGAAAGGGAGAAAGAACUGCCCACUUUGAAGGAUAAUGAUUUCGUCAAUGAGCAAAUGAGGGUUUACAUUGGUGAAGAGGCAAAGCAAAAAUUGAUGGAAACUUUAAAUGCUGAUGUCGAAUUCCUAACAAAACUCCAUCUUAUGGACUACAGCCUUCUAUUAGGCAUCCACGAAGUAGAAAGAGGCGAACAGGAGUUGCAGCAGCAACGCGAAUUGGACCUGGCUAGGGAUGCGGCUGGAGGCGAAAGUGAAGACGCAGAAAGCGAGUCUGGAUCCGGCUUGGAGGGUGCAAGGGGAGGAGGAUACGCCGGACUGGCUACCCCGCCGGAUUCGCCGAACGCCGUUGUUCAGUUCCUCAGGGAGCACAGUCUGCAGUACGAAGGUGGUAUCAUUCCUGAAUUAGACAUCUACGCCAUACCCAGUGCAGAUACAGCUCCAGUGAAAGAGAUUUAUUUCAUAGCCAUAAUAGAUGUACUGACACACUAUGGUGUCAAGAAGCAAGCAGCAAAGGCUGCCAAAACGGUGAAGUAUGGUUCGAAUGUAGACGGCAUAAGCACCUGCGAUCCAGAGCAGUACGCCAAAAGGUUUUUGGACUUCAUGCAGAAAGCCAUAGAGUAAGAUGAAUGAUGUUCCGUGUUUAUGAAAAGAAAGUUGUGUCAGAUUUAGGUUUUGAUUGAUAUUGCUGAAUGUACGGGCAUAUUAUCAAUGGAAAUAUGAUUAUAGUGAAUCGCCUUGUAGUGCAUUUACAAAUAUUGCAAUAAACUACAUGGCAGACUAGGAGUGUUUAUAGUUAGUGAUAAUAAAAUUUUCUGUCUAACGAAGCGCUGGGUCAAGAUAAUCACGCUAAUACAAAUUAGUAGCUAUUUGAACUUGCAGUCUAAACGAUUAUAAAACUAGCUGCUUUACACAAUCGAAUAAAUUAAUCAGAAAAAUAGAAUUUCUUCAAGGUAACAGGGAGCGAAAUUACAUGAUCAAAUUCAUUAAAGUCAAGCAUAUCAUCAGAUAUAGCAACUUCCUAUGAUACCAACGUGAAGGAAAAAUACCGAAACAUAACCUUUGUAUGAUGAACCUUACCAAUAUAAAGUUGACAGUAUUCUUACAUCCUGAUUGUUCCUGAUGAAAUAUUAUAUCCUAAAUUAAAACCAAAGCGCCAAGCCAAACUGUGGAGAAUAUAAUUUUCAUCUCAGAUCACAUAACAUGAACGCGUCAAAUAACGAAGGUUAUCUAGGAAAAAGAACCAAAAGUAACUAGAAUUCGCCAAAACAUUGACGCAAAAUUAGAACAAGCUCUAAUCUGGUAAUUCAUUCAUGAAUUUAUUGUUGUAAAGAACUUGACAACAAUUUUUAUGUUUGUACGCUCCAACUUCUUCAAGGUUAAAAAAUUGUUCAAUUUAUUGGAUCGUGUAAAGCGGGUAAUAUACCCAGUGGGCAGCUCAGGUAUGCUCAGUUUGUCAAACUCAUGAUAAUAGUUUAUAUUACUGGGAGAAAUUUUCAACUGUACUAUGCACCUCCUCGCACAAAGUUCCACAAAAUAGGAUAUGACAAGUUUAUCGAUUACACCACUGUUUAAUAUACCGUACGAAUCGUUUACGGUUGAGGUCGUCCGAGUUUCAGUGUGUACGAGAGAGAAGCGUGCAACACGUACGAGGGCGGUUCAACAAGUACCCGUGUUAGAAAUGAAGACACUAUUUUUUCCAAAAAUAUUUUUUAUAUUUUUCAACCUAGUCCCUUUUUAGAAAGAUACAUUUUUCCAACGUUCCUGCCAUUUUUUAACCCCUCAAAAAAAUAGGAUUUGCCGAACUCGCCAAAAUACGCCUCUGCCUCGGCGAUCACUUCCUCGUUUGAGCAAAAUUUGUUUUCCGCGAGCCAUUUCUUCAUAUUAGGGAAUAAGAAAAGUCGCAGGGGGCCAGAUCGGGUGAAUGCGCAGGGUGCGGCAGCACUUCAUAACGCAAUUCAUGAGGUUUGGUGGCGAUAACUCCAGAUGAAGGUGCUGGUGCGUUAUCGUGCUGAAACAGCACCUUCUUUUUCGCCAAAUGUGGCCGCGUCUCCUUCAAUUUUUGUCGACUCACUGUAGUUUUUUUUCCAGUGAACGUCCUUCCUUUUUCUAGAAAAUCCAUGAGGAUGACGCCGUUCCCAUCCCAAGAAAUCGUUGCCAUGACCUUUCCGACCGAUGGGACCGUUUUCGCCUUUUUUUGGAGCAGAUUCACCGCGAGAAAUCCAUUGUUUUGAUCGUUGCUUAGUUUCUGACACUGAUUCGAAAUUAACAGCCGCAUCCGCUUGUGCACCGUGAGCAAUCACGGCACCCAGUAUGUAAAAUAUUCAUUGCCGUUCCGGUCGACACACCUACGGUCUCUGCUACGCCGCGCACUUUCGUUUUUCGAUCAGCGAGAGUCAUGUCGUGGGCUUUUUGAAUGAUUUCCUCUGUAACCACGUCUGCCGGGCGUCCUGAUCGCUCAUCAAAAAUGGAAGUUCGUCCACGUUUAAAUUCGUUGGACCAAUAUCUAACUGAGGCCAUAGAUGGCGAAGUGUUCCCAUAAACAGCAUCCAACUUUGCUUUUAUCUCCUCGCACUAUAUCCCAUCCAAAAACAAAAAGCGAAUUACCGAACGAUAUUGCUCUUUUUCAAUCUAAGCGAAAAUCACGAAACACGUGUUACUCCAAACUAACAUAUCAAUCAGUCUGAAAUUUGUUGCGCCGUCGUUUGAUAGGUGGCAGCACACGAUGAUGACACCAACUACCCUCAGGAACCUAGGCAGCAGCGGUGUCCGCAGUAGUAGACUCUUCGGUCUCCUGAUCAGUCGCCGUGCGCUGUGCGGGUUCGAAUCCCGUCCCAAGAGAAAUUUUUCUCUUGGAUGUUGUGAUUGUCCGUAGGUGGUAGACGGUCUCUGACUGUCGAACGCAGAGGUACCACCCGGGGGAUCUCGUAGGCGGGGCCAGAAUGUGCACACGUGUUCCCUCGCCAGAGUCCGUGUAGCGUUCCCCCUUUCCCCUGUAUCCCCCUAUAGCCCCACAUGGGUGUUUAGGCAUAGGCGUUCGUGGUGGUUGGAGUAUAAAAAAAGGAACGCCCUCUGUUGUCAAAUGCAGGUACUUAUUGAACAAGCCCCGUAUGUUGGAAAGAGUGUUCCUUGGCCUUCCUCGCUGCCGUGUCAAACAACGUCGUCAUUAAUUAGUUUGGUUCCAACCCGUUUGGGAAACUUUCCAAUCAAUGUUGGGAUCGUUCCGGAACAGUUGUGUUACAGUGAACUCUCGGUACCUUCAUUGAAAGGGGAAUCAAAGGAACUUACCUGCACAGUAGAACUGUUGUCAGGUGACUGCCUCUAACCUCCAUCCAAACUGUAAAUGUGCUCUAAUAGCUGUAUGUUCGUUGUUGUUGAAGAUUUAUUUAGCAUGAAUGCUACAAUUACAUUCUUGUAAAAAACUAAACGAUUACAUAACAUACAGAUAUUCAGAAAGAAAACAAAAUUUGCAUCUCUAAGAAUUUUCAUUGUCCAUGAAAUAUUCCUUUAAUUUUCUUUUAAAUAUCUUUAAAUUACAAGUAGACUUUAUAUCAUUAUUUUGUUCAUUAAAUUCCUUUCUGAAAUAUUGAUUUGCUAGUUAUAUUAGUAUUGCAAUUUUGCAAAUGAAAAUCUAUAUUUCCUCUUGUAUAAUAAUUGUGGUAAUGAUUAUUCAAUUCUAUGUAGCGAAAUUUUUUAUAUUCAAC
Messenger RNA from Acanthoscelides obtectus, 4831 nucleotides. Lineage: Eukaryota; Metazoa; Arthropoda; Insecta; Coleoptera; Chrysomelidae. The record is from the annotation of a GenBank genome assembly.